AUGGAUAGCCAAGAGUUGGAUAUGGACGACGUUUCCGAGAAUUCAAAGCACAGCGGUGAUGCGGUGGCUGCACGCGUCCGCGAGCAUCGAAGAAACAUUAGCGUUAUCGUCGCAGCCCAGCUCUUGGGGACUACCGCUUUGGUUUUGAUGACCUACUUCAUGCUAAGCGCCACGGAACGGAUCCAGUUUGAGACUGCCUUUGAGAUCUUCACUAGAGAAACUGCGGGGGUUGCUGAGAUGCACGCAGAGAAUGUAUUUGGGCAGCUCCAGAGUCUGGCAUCCUCCGUUAGGUCGGGGAUUGCUCAGAAUCCGCAGCAGUAUCUCCAUGAGGUUUCCAUCCCUGACUUUGACUUGCGUGUCGAGGAGAUUGCCAACUUGACCAAAAUUGAGCUGCUCAUGUUUGCACCCUUUGUUCCUCGUGCAGAACAAAGGGCCUGGGAGGAGUACCAACUCCUGAACCAGGAAUGGAUCCUGGAUGGGUAUAUUGAACGCGGAUGGAACACAUCUCAUCUGAAGGCCAUUCCUCGCCAAAUCCACAACUAUCCUCUACCAGAGGGCUACAAUGAUACAAGGAGAGGCUAUGUGAAUACAGGCUUCAUGGAAGAAAUUGUUGCCAACCACACAGUGGCAGCAAACAAGACAGAGGGAUCCAGUGUUCCAGUGGCUCAGAUUGGGCCGAGACUCAAUGAUACCUCGAUCGUGAUGAUGGAUCUCUUCACGCACCCAAUCUUCAAGAAGGAAAUCGUUGCUUCUCUGGAGUAUGAUGUCCCUGUCAUCUCUGAAUUGGAAGACCUCAGUUUUUUCCUAAAACAUGUCCAGCCUCUGUUGUCGGAAGAGGUUGACUAUUCGGAACCCCGAAGCUUUACUCUGGACCCAAUUAGGGCAGGCUUUGGCAAGGAGUCUAUCACUGUGGGCUAUGUGAUCGGGAUCAUUCAGUGGAAUGCUUUUUUUCGAGACUUUCUCCCUGAAGGCACUAAUGGCAUCGUGGUGAACAUUGAGUCUGACUGUGGCAAACGUUUCACGUAUGUGGUCAAUGGAGGAAAUGGCGAUGACAGCAACCUUAGUCAAUACAAUGGCACGGCCAAGGAGACUACGUACCAGUAUCUGGAACAACGUUUUCGGUUUUUCUGGAAGAACCAUGCCAAGGGAACCUCCCGCCACUGUCACUUUGAUCUUGUCAUUAGUCCCGCCGAAGUUUUUGCUGAGGCAUACUUGACAAAUAAGCCCCUUCUUUGGGCUGGCUUGGUUCUGGCUAUGUGCUUGACUGGUAGCCUGGCUUUCUUUUUGUAUGACUGUUACCUUCACAGACAGCAAGUCCAGAUCGCAAAGGAAAAGGUUAGGGCCGAGGCAGUUGUGACCUCCCUGUUUCCAGAACAUGUAGGACAAAAGCUUAUGGAAGAACAGGGGAAAGAUGAGUGGCAAGCUGAUGCUCAACGGCAAGAUAAACCUCUUGCGGAACUAUUUCCAUCUGCAACUAUCAUGUUUGCCGACAUCAAAGGUUUCACUGCAUGGUCAUCAAGCAGGCAGCCAUCGGAUGUCUUUACGCUCCUCGAAACGAUCUACCAUGAAAUGGAUGCCAUUGCGAAAAUACGAAAAGUCUUCAAAAUCGAGACAAUUGGGGAUUGUUAUGUGGCUGUCUGUGGCCUUCCCCGUCCACGAGAUAACCAUGCUGUUGUCAUGGCACGAUUUGCGCAGGAUUGCCUAGAAAAAUUCCGGGAAUUGGUCACUAUGUUGGAUGUAGAUCUUCCAGGGACAGCAAAACUGGAGCUUCGCACUGGCCUCCACAGUGGCCCGGUGACUGCUGGUGUAUUGCGUGGAGAGAGGGCUCGAUUCCAGCUCUUUGGGGAUACAGUGAACACCACUGCCAGAAUUGAGUCAACUGGCGAGGGUAGCCGGAUUCAUAUGUCAGAGCAGUUUGCCGAUGAACUAGUCAAGUUUGGCAAGGGACAUUGGAUUGUGCCUCGUGAAGACAAAGUGGAAGCUAAGGGGAAGGGAACCCUUACCACAUUCUGGUUGCAGGUCACAGCAUCACGAGAUCAAAGUGCCCUUAGUGGCGAUUACUCAGAAAGGUUUCAAGAUGAGUACGACUUCAGUGUGGGAAUGCCAAAUCCUUCCCCCAACGUUGGGAGCAGCAACCAUACUUCUGAAGCAUCACACUCCGGCCACGACGACAGAACCUCGAGAACUCCACCGUCCGCUGGCAUGUUUGGGGUGGUACCCCAACCUUCAAACCAUGACAACAGCAGUGAUAGUGACAUUUGGGUUUAG
Messenger RNA from Seminavis robusta, 2268 nucleotides. Lineage: Eukaryota; Bacillariophyta; Bacillariophyceae; Naviculales; Naviculaceae. The record is from the annotation of a GenBank genome assembly.